CAAGAGGAUAGAAAUUGGGGUCCGACCACCGAACCUGUCUUGUUUCCUUACCACCGUCAUCACUACUCCUUUCUUUUAUAUUUCUUAUUUUGAUUGACAGCAUACUGGUAUUUCGUUGGAAAUGCGGCCUCGAAGCUCGGUUACACAAGCGCCUGUCGAUAACGUCAAGAAGCCUCGCCGACCCCCAAAAAAGCGAGCGCGUGGUUCUGACGUCGAUGGAAAUCAGCAGAACGUUGAACUCGUUAAAUCUGGUGCAAAGAGAGCUAAAUGGCAGCCCAGGCCGGGAAAGCUUGCCGCCCUCAUGAAUCUACCACUGGACGUCUUAUUCGAGAUAUUUGGACACUUGAAUCCUUUGGAUUUACUUCGCCUGGCCCGCACGACGAAACAAUUCAGACGCGUGCUCAUGCAUCGUUCUUCAAUGUCUGUAUGGAAGAAUACUAGAGAAAAUGUGCCCAACAUGCCAGAUUGCCCGCCUUUCUGGACGGAACCCCACUAUGCAAACCUUGCUUUCGAUCCGCACUGCCAUGAAUGUGGUGCUCCUGGUGUGCGCAACGUUGACUGGCGCAUCGGUAGGCGGAUCUGCGCAAAGUGUUCCAAGAAUUGCAUGGUAGAUGCCUAUCCCGGGGAGUCUGUAAUCAGCAGUCUUGUACCAAAACGAGGUCGCCUUCUAUUCUACCGCAAGGAUGUCGAAGAAGUCCAGAAGAAAUUGCGCACACUCACGGAUCCAGAUGAGCUUCAAGCCUAUAGCGAAGAGAGGAGGGCAUUCGUCAAGGAAAUGGAUACGAAAGCGAAAGCGUUAGAAGCAUGGGCUGCAUCUCAGGCUAAAGAUCGAUCCGAUCAGCUGGAGGAUGCUAGGCGUGACAGGAAGGCUGCGAUCAUUGGGAGGCUCACUGAAAUUGGUUGGGGCGAUGAAAUCGAACAUAUUCCAUACACGGACGACUUGAGUCACCACAGGUUGGUCAAGCAACCCACCCGCCUGACAGAUCGCAUCUGGAAUAACAUCAAGAACGACAUGAUCAAGUACAUGGAAGAAAUGAGAGCGCGACGUCUUGAGCGCGAGCGUAAAGCCCUGCUUAUCACUCGAAGGCGCACUGCCAUUGGCGUUCUGCGUAGCUAUAAGAUUGCUCACCUCCCUUUUACUGAUGUCAUGCCGGAGCCAGUGGACUUCUGUUCCUUCCCUGAAGUCGUCGAAAUUGUUGGACUGCCCACGGAGACAGAUGUUACGGAAGCGACAUUUGCAGACGUUGCUUCCCGGAUGGAUGACUUGGUACACGCCUGGCGUACACGCAUGCACUCCCAGCUCAGAGCUAGGGUCAAAAAUAACUUGCUCUUAACCGCAAGGCGGCGUGUGUGGGAGGAUCGGGUUACGCCGGAUCCAUACUACGAAGAGUACGUGGAAAGCCUCGGUGCCGACAUAGUAGACAUCAAAGGCAAGAAGAAGGAGGUAUCGCCCCCGGUGCCCGACGACGCCGAGAUCGACCAGAGCAUCCCGCUAGCGACAACUGUAUUUUGCUGCAAAUCAUGCACUCCAUCCAUUGGACUCCCUGGCGAUUUGUCUGAUAGUGACUAUGACGAUUUCCUUGAUAGCCUCGGCGGACGACGGUCUAGAUCCAUUCCUCUUUUCUAUCCCAAAGUCAUGGGCCAUUGCUGCCUAACCAGAUCGCGAACGUUGCCUUGGGACUAUUUUGCUACGGACGACCCUAACUUCCGGAUCGACUUUCCAAUGAGCACCCGCACAAAGUGGAACUCCCAGCUUCUGCAGGUGGACGAAGAGGCAAGCAAGGCUGCUCGUGCUGUCGUGGCGGCAUGUGGUGAAGACCCGCUCACCACCACUGCGACCAAAAUGGACGAGUUAGAUCUUCGCUUUGCGUGCGUUGACUGCGUGAAGUGGUCCAAGCACGAGGUGAAUCAAGCUAAUGCACCUGUCUUCACUUGGCGUUCAGCGAUCCAACACAGGAUGCGAGAGCAUCGCUACGAACGCCGGACAGCCAACUGGCUGAAACUCGAGGGAGAAUUACUCGAGGAGGCUAACCGAAAUGCUCGCGAUCUCACCGAAAUCAUACAGCACAUGUUCGAUUUUCAACCUUUCCCGAAUAUCACUCAGCCUGCAAACGUCAUUUGGCUGUGCGCCCACUGCAUGGAUUUGCCACAGGAGAGGGAAUGCUAUGAACUUGGCAAAAUCAAGAGUCAUCUUCUUACAAGUCAUGGCAUUGAAGAGCCUGUGGAAAAUCAGGACUAUUAUAAGGAUUACGAAGCGCCACAGGGUCGCAGACCAGACCUCAAACCAUCCGACUCCACUGUUACUUUGCAAAUGGAGAGGCCUUCCUAUGUCCCUCUACCAGGGGAAGGUUUCUAUGGUAUUGAUGAGGAUGACGAGGAUGAUGAAAAUGACGAGGAUGACGAGGAUGACGAUAUCUAUUUUGGUAGCUCUUUCUUCCCUUUCUUCUGACUGACAAAUAACAUUCGUCCACAACUCGUCCAUUAAUCAUCCCCCUCUCCAAAUACGUGACCAAAGUUUUAAUGAUUCCUCACGCGUCCUUUUCUAAAUAUACGUAGCCAAAGUUUUAAUGUUACUGGACACUGAUGUUCUUCACGCGUCCUCAUGUUUAUCCAAGACGAACCGAUUCAGAAAUAGUCA
Suillus paluster is the source of this 2638-nucleotide messenger RNA. RefSeq lists its product as uncharacterized. The transcript has 10 exons. Bases 122 to 2449 code for a protein of 775 amino acids. The record is from RefSeq and is a predicted model, not a curated record. Gene Ontology annotation, molecular function: protein binding. NCBI's taxonomy places the organism in Eukaryota, Fungi, Basidiomycota, Agaricomycetes, Boletales, Suillaceae.